Drosophila innubila is the source of this 1073-nucleotide messenger RNA. RefSeq names its product cholecystokinin receptor-like. The transcript is spliced from 2 exons. Gene Ontology annotation, molecular function: neuropeptide receptor activity. Bases 1 to 612 code for a protein of 203 amino acids. Gene Ontology annotation, biological process: neuropeptide signaling pathway. NCBI's taxonomy places the organism in Eukaryota, Metazoa, Arthropoda, Insecta, Diptera, Drosophilidae. Gene Ontology annotation, cellular component: membrane. The record is from RefSeq and is a predicted model, not a curated record.
AUGCGCAGCGCGUCGGCUAAGUCGUUGCGACACCAGCAGCUGCAACAACCGCAGUUGAUAGGAUCUGGAGAUUGUUGUGGUCGCGUGCAGCGGUUACGUCACCAGCAGCAGCACUUUCACCUGACUGUGACAAAUGAUGGGGAGCGACGCAAAUCGCUGUCCACGCCCAGCUUACGCAUCACUGAGACGACAUUACGCAGAUCCAACGAGAGUAAGAGCUUGGAGAGCAAGAAGCGAGUGGUGAAAAUGCUCUUUGUGCUAGUGCUGGAGUUCUUUAUCUGUUGGACGCCGUUGUACGUAAUCAAUACGAUGACUAUGCUGAUUGGGCCUGUGGUGUAUGAGUAUGUGGAUUAUACGGCCAUCAGUAUCCUGCAGCUGCUGGCCUACUCAUCGAGCUGUUGCAAUCCCAUUACCUAUUGCUUCAUGAAUGCUAGCUUUCGACGUGCGUUUGUAGACACUUUCAAGGGACUGCGACUGUGCGAGGGGGGACACUUUCGGUUGUGCAAACGGCGAUCUAAUAAUAAGACCGAUUUUUCGGUGGCUGGCAACUCAAUAGCUUUGGCCAAUUCUGUAAUCUCCAGCCACACCAUAUUGGAAAGUCCGCGACUCUGAGCCAGCCGGCGGCAGCAUAACAAGUCGAGGACGCUGACACGGAUGCAUAAUAGAAACAGGAACAAGGACUAUAACAGACGUGAGACUGGGGAACCGAUCAGGAUAAAGAACACGAUAGGACAGGGGCAAAUGGAAACAAAGUCACUAUAAAUGAAUUUGUCAUUCCAGUAAGUUAUGUGCAAGAAACUAAAACUGUGGUUGUCAACGAUUCUAUUCCAAGUGCGUUGGUGAUUGGUAUGAAAAUACUCGUAAAAUACUCCCACUUAUUACAUAUUUGUGUUUUUAAUGUAUUUAAUAAACUGCAUUUCUAGAAAUAAGAAUAUACACCUGGCUGCAAACCUCCACCAUUGUAAAAUAAGGAUAAAUAUAACAGAUUUUUUUUAGUAAUUGACAUCGCAUUUAAAUAAACUAGUGAAGUGAUAAGUAGUGCUAAGGAAUAAAUUAUUUAUUUAUAAUUGAAA